AUGGCAGGCAGGCAGGCGGAGGCUCUCACUUCCUCCAUCUCCAUCCCCUCGAGACGUAAAAUCGUCAACCACCCAUCCGGGCCAUGGACACCAACUCGCGCCCCACCCAGGAGUCGGAUCCCGUGGCCGGCGGCCAUGGACCCCAACUCGCGCCCCUCCCACGGGUCGGAUCCCGCGACUGGCGGCAGCGGCGGCGGCGCUGACCCGACCGAGCCGCCGGCGACUGGAUCUGGCCAUAUCCGUACACUCCGGCAGUCCAUCUUCCACCUUGCGCCGCUCCUCCGUGACCUGCACGCGUGCUACGACCCCAUCAUCUCCACCCGCCUCUUCUGCGCCCUCGUCUUCGUCUGCGACCGCCGCCUCGCCCACCGCAUCCUCGUCCAGGGCGACUCCACCUUCGCCGACCGGCCGCGACUCUUCGAGCCCGGGCUCCUCUUCACGUCUGGCUCCCGCAACAUCAGCGCUGCGCCCUACAGGCCUUACUGGCGCCUCGUCCGCGGCAACCUCGCUUCCGAGGCGCUGCACCCGGCCUGCGUCAGCCAGUUCGCGCCCAUGAGGCGCCGGAUGCGCGACACGCUCGUCCGCGACCUCCGCGUGCGCGUCGGUGCCGAAGACCGCGUAGAGGUGAGGACGCUGUUCCAAAACGCCAUGUUCGACCUGCUGUUGUACAUGAGCCUCGGUGCCACGCUCUCCCCGGAGGUGCUCGACGAGAUGCAGGACAUGCAGCUGUGGGUCGUCCGCACCAUCACCGGCUUCCCCAUCUCCUCCUUCUUCCCGACGCUCACCAAGAGGCUCUUCUGCAAGCGAUGGGAGGCGCACCUUGCCGUCCGCCGGAGGCAGGAUGAGAUAUUGCUCCCGCUGAUCGAAGCAAGGCGCUCUGUUUCCAUGCCCCGCGGCGCCGAUGACCCGCCAUGCUACGCCGACUCGCUUCUUGCGCUCCGUGUGGCGGACGAAGGCGACCGCCCACUCACGGACUCUGAGCUCGUCAGCCUCUGCUCCGAGUUCUUGAGCGGUGGCACGGACAGCACAGUGACCUUGCUGGAGUGGAUCAUGGCGGAGCUGGUGAACCAUCCAGACAAGCAGGCCAAGGUCUACGAGGAGGUCAGGAGCAAGCCGGAGCUCAGCGAAGGCGACCUGCAGGGGAUGUCGUACCUGAAGGUCGUCGUCCUCGAGGGGCUGCGGCUCCACCCACCGGCCCACUUCCUCCUCCCUCAUGGCAUACAGAGCGACACGGAGGUCGGCGGCUACAGGUUUCCCAAGGGCGCGGAGGUCAACUUCCUGAUCACCGAGUUCGGGCGCUUGAAGAUGCUGUUGUGCGCCGCUCUGAUUGAUGUUUUGGUGGAUGGUGGUUAGAGUCGACGAAUCUGCAGCCCACUCCAUUGGGCGGCACCGUCAAGAUGCUGCCAGCAUGUUGCCAUUGCUGAACCCAAUCCUAGAUAGAUUCGUGACUUUCACGUGGACAUAGCUGCAAGACGGCCGAGGAGAGGCUGCAUCGCCGCUCGUGGCGACGGUCGCGUGUUCUCUGGUGAUGGGGACGAUUGUCAGCUAGUUUAGUGCAACAACCUAUUAUGUAUGCAGAGGAAGAACUUAACAAUCACACAUGUAAGCUAACAUUGAUCAAUUAUUAAGGUUGAACACUUAUGCUCCCACUGCAAGGCAUAAACAUAUUUUCUAUGUGAUUAGUGUGGCUUUUUUCCUCUCCUUCCAUGGCAACGCACAGGCGCUAAGAUAAUUCCGAUGAGUUAUCCCUAUGAAGAUCUCGAGCCCGCCAUGGUAGGACAACUUUGACCAUGGAGCGGAGCCCAGCGAGCGGGGUCCGGCACGUGCGGCAAGUGAUUUUUUGUUCUUAUUGACGACUUGUUCCUGCACAUACAUCCGGAGAAAGCAGAUGUAUAUGAUGCUGACUUUGAGAGGCUGAACUGAACAACGUAAAAAAAGAGGCUGAACUGAAUUUGGUUGAUAUGAAAGGAUUAACAGCGGAUCCACGGGCCACCAUGGUGGUGGUGGUCCGUGAUAUUUCAAGAUCAAACGGUGAGGCGAGCUCAGUUUGCACAGUCCUCCCCAAUGAGCAUUUCCGAGCCUGGACAUAAGUAAAUUUCUGCUUGCAUGUAUCCUGUUAGAUACAAACAACCUUUCCAAGAUGUGCUCAGAAAAAGAUUCAGAAGCAGUGUGAUCGCCUCUUGUUCGGUAGCUCUGAACAUAAGACACACUAAUUAUUUCAAAAAUUGAUGCUUACUCACAAUGAUCAUUCUUUGUCGAGUUCCUGAAGAACACCUAUAGAAAGUCAUCCAUGGAUGCACCUGACCGCUCCACCCACCGCCUUUACUACCUGCACGCACACAUGAGUCACCACGCACUGCCUUCAGAAUGUGCUUUCAAGAAGGGAAGUUGCUGAACAAAAUGGAAGACGACGGGCACGGUGCGGUGCACCUCUGCGCCUCUUCGAGAGAGGAUAUGGUGGCGGGCGCGUAGUCCAGCUGUUGGAGCAAUGGUUCCCUAUAAGAGGGAAAUUUCCGUAUGGUUAUUUUGGUGGGUUCAAACUAUAACAUUGUAGAUUGAUCAGGUUAUGCAAACAUUAAAGUCCUAAUGAAUAAACUCUAUCUUCAAAUAGAAGCAUAUUGUUUUGCCA
This is a messenger RNA of Hordeum vulgare subsp. vulgare (domesticated barley), 2629 nucleotides long. RefSeq names its product cytochrome P450 89A2-like. Gene Ontology annotation, molecular function: oxidoreductase activity, acting on paired donors, with incorporation or reduction of molecular oxygen, NAD(P)H as one donor, and incorporation of one atom of oxygen; heme binding; iron ion binding. Gene Ontology annotation, cellular component: membrane. The coding region runs from base 1 to 1353 and encodes 450 amino acids. Lineage: Eukaryota; Viridiplantae; Streptophyta; Magnoliopsida; Poales; Poaceae. The record is from RefSeq and is a predicted model, not a curated record. The transcript is spliced from 10 exons.